AAAAACCGUAUCUCUUUUUCAGAGAAAGAGGGGGGUGGGGUACAAUGGUUUCCACGGGUUACAUGUGAACCCAUUCUCGCUCUCUUUUCUGGAUCCGUGACACUGUCUUUCUUGUGGACUCUGUCUCUUGCAAUGGGUCAUGUGUUUCCAUUCAUUUCAGCCUUUACUCUCUCACUGUGCAGCUUGAUAAUUGCCGAAAAUUCAGAAAACUAUGGCCAGGAAUUAUUAUCAUCCGGUUUAGGGUGUGAUCCAUACGUGGGUACAUGGGCUUAUGAUGAGUCUUAUCCUCUUUAUGACUCUUCUCGUUGUCCCUUCAUCGAUCCAGAAUUCGACUGUUUAAAGAAUGGAAGGUCGGAUAAGCUCUAUCUCCAUUAUAGGUGGCAACCCAGCGGCUGUGAUUUGCCGAGGUUCAAUGCUCUCGACUUUUUAUCAAAGAUGAAAGGGAAAACAAUAAUGUUUGUGGGUGACUCGCUGGGUUUGAAUCAGUGGCAGUCCCUCUUAUGCAUGAUUCAGGCCGGAGUGCCCACUGCAAAAACCAGUAUGGCUAAAAAAGAUGCAUUUUACUCCGUGCUUUUUCUGGACUAUGGAGUGAAUGUUUCGUUUUAUCGGUCUCAUUAUCUUGUAGACGUCGUGAGUGAGCCCGCCGGCCGAGCCUUACGACUCGAUUCAAUCGAAAAUGGGAAUGCAUGGGUAGGGGCCGAUGUUUUGUCAUUCAAUUCAUGGCAUUGGUGGACCCACGUUGGCAAUGACAGAGGAUGGGAUUACAUGAGGGUUGGUGACAAGGUUUACAAGGACAUGGAUCGAACCGUGGCUUUCAUCCAAGGAAUGAAGACAUGGGCAAACUGGUCUGACUCGUUUGUGGAUCAUGCAAAAUCCAAAGUCCUCUUCCAGGGAAUUUCUCCGGUCCAUUACCGUGCAAAAGAAUGGAAUGAUUCAGAGCACAAAGACUGCGUAGGGCAAACCCAGCCACUUCCGGGGUCUACAUACCCAGGGGGUCCCUUACCACAAAUGAAAGCAUUACAAACAGUAUUGGAAGGCAUGAAGAGCCCAGCAAUUCUCCUCGACAUAACUACCCUCUCCCAGCUUAGGAAGGAUGCCCACCCUUCCAUUUAUUCCUCUCCGAAAGGCAGAGAUUGCAGCCAUUGGUGCUUGUCUGGCCUGCCUGAUACAUGGAACCAACUUUUAAACAUUGAGAUUUGAUCCUAAUCUCCCAACACCAAAAAAUAGCUUUCUCCGCAAAUAAUUCCUUCUUGCUAGGAGUCGAGCUUGCGUUUGAGUGGUUAGCGACUGACGAUUAGCAACACUACAUCUCAAGUUCGAUUCUUACUGCUCAACUACACAAAAUAAAUAAAAACCAUUCUGUUUUGCUUAUAUUUUGGGACGAAUGGUUAGAUAAAUUUGUGAGGUUGGUCCAAAUUAAUAAAUAGUCUCAAAGGUAAAGGCAAGUUAUCUUUUGCAUUUUUGGUAGGAGUAGGAGAGGAAAUAAUGGCUACAUUGGUGCACGGCAUAAGGUAUUGUUGCUGUAAAUCAUUAUUAGUGCAUAAUAUGAGAUGGAGCAAAUGGAAGCAUUUAGAACUUUU
Messenger RNA from Amborella trichopoda, 1580 nucleotides. RefSeq names its product protein trichome birefringence-like 38. NCBI's taxonomy places the organism in Eukaryota, Viridiplantae, Streptophyta, Magnoliopsida, Amborellales, Amborellaceae. Gene Ontology annotation, molecular function: O-acetyltransferase activity. Gene Ontology annotation, cellular component: Golgi apparatus. The record is from RefSeq and is a predicted model, not a curated record.